UUACAAAGCAGAUGCUUAAGAAUUCUACUCCAUUCCAAAGCUUUGAACUGGUCUAUCGGUUAUACUUUCACGCCAGGCGCAACAACUUGCGUCACUCGUUGAUCUCUCGACCCUUCACGAUAUUCAUUCAUCCAGAUAUAUUCAUAUUCAUAUUCAACAACAUAGCGUUGUUGUGCUGCACAUAUAAAUAAACAACAUGUCUAUGGAGUCAGCAUUAGAUGAGGAGCGGCGCGAGAUAAUGGCCCUACUCGAAGGACGUCCUGCUCCGACGCCUCAGCGAGCUCGCGGUACAAGCUCCCCAAGACGCUCAGAGAGUCCCACAGCAGCAGCUACCAAAUCGCCCGUCAGAAGUAUGCUAGAUGUCGGUUCCACAUCAGCCGUACGCAGACUACCACCCCGAAGUAUGCUCGAUAUAGCUGAGGCCCCGGCAAAGAAACCUACCAGAAGUAUGUUAGAUGUAGGAGAAGCUCCGUCUACAAGAAGUAUGCCGGAAGCAGGUGAUGUCCCAACGAGUAAAUUCAUACGGGCCACAAGCGACAAAUCCGAAGCUUUCGUUAGCAAGCCGACACGGAGCAUGCUGGAUAUAGGCGAAGUCCCAGUGAAGAAGCCAAGGCAUGUAUCGGUGGCUGGGGCUUCAAGUGCCGGGAUGAGAAGCCCAGGGCUGAGUUCUGGACACUCAUCUACUCCUGGACAGCCAGUCAACCCGGAGCAAGCCUACCAAUUCGAUCCGCUACCUAGCGUUGAGGCGCACGCUCUACCGAAGUACGUGAGUCAAGGUGGAAGGAAGAAGGACAGGCCACUUGGGUUGACACCUGGUCUACCGCCGCGAGAUACUGGGCGGCACCAUUCCACAUCAGGGCUCUUCGGCAAACGUCAAUCGAAGUCGCCUUCGACACGUUUUCAUGCUGGUCGAUCUCAAUCACCUGGUGGAACUAUGUUAUCAAAUUCCUCGAGAAAAUUAGUAUCAGAUUCAGGCAAAGUGCUUGACAUGGAUAAUGCGUAUCGCAAACUUUCGGAUGCGGCGCUGCUACGUUCUGGAGGAACUUUGUCAAGCUUAGCGAAUCGAAAAGCUUCGGCGAGCUCGUCACAAGCAGAUAGCACUGAAGGAGUACGAUUAGAAAAGGACUAUUUUGGUGAUGACGAUGAAGACGUUGUGGAAAGUAGCGAUGAUAAUGAUUCUGAUGCAAGUUCCGGGACUGAGCACUGGGGUUCGGAAAAGCCACGAGGCAGGCGACGGCACAAGGAGCAUACUUCGCUCGCGCCUGGUGACGAGGCGAAGGCUAAAGAUGGGAGCGCUAGAACUCCACAGAGUCUCCUAGCUGCUGCAGAAGACGAGCGGAAGGAGCUAACAGCUACCCACAAAUACCGCUCAUUGAUAGAACCGGCUGUUACCGUGACUGGUCCAGAUGGUGAUAAGAUGACAACUAUGAAGAAAUCUGGGGUUCAUCCCAACACCAGCUUCGAUCAAGGCGGUUCUGGAGUAUCGACACCAAUGAAUUCGGAUUAUGAGGCUGAAAUCUCGGAGAUAAAGCGAGCACAAAGAAUGGCUAUGACGAUCUCACCAAUACAUUCAACUCCUGAAGCUCACAGAUGCGUUCGCCAAGUGGUUCGCGGCGAAUACAUGAGUUUUCAAACCGAGGCCGAACAAGGACUUCGGAGGCAGCGAGUGUACCUUGUCGCGACUGAUCUUAGUGAAGAAGCAGCGUACGCAUUGGAAUGGACAAUAGGAACAGUUCUUCGGGAUGGUGAUACCCUUUUGGCUGUUUAUGCUGUUGACGAAGAGAUUGGGACAGGAGCCGAGUCUGCUUUGGGCAACGGUGUUACUGCGGCGGACGAAGCAUAUUCUUUAAACAAGACACUUUCAAAUUCGCCCCCUAACAGUCCUACAGACGAAACCACUCAAUAUGUGUCUGCUGAAGUCGAUCGACCGCCAGAUCUAGCGAGUAUGGAGAAAGCAGAACGGGAGCGAUGGACAGCCACAAUGGAGGUCUCCGACCGGUGCGUAAAGCUUCUUCGGAAGACGAAGCUACAAGUCCGGGUCGUGGUUGAAGUCUUCCACUGUAAGAGUCCUAAGCAUAUGCUUACGGAAGUUAUUGACUAUCUGGAACCAACGCUGGUCAUCCUGGGCUCACGCGGACGUAGUGCACUUAAAGGUGUUCUCCUCGGCUCUUUCAGUAAUUAUCUGGUCACUAAAUCCUCCGUUCCCGUAAUGGUCGCGAGGAAGCGUUUGCGGAAGCAUAGCAAGUACAAGCGUAAUAAUCUCCGAUUAUCGAACGUCAUUUCGACACGUAGAUUAGAGAGCGCGAAGAUAGAUUAGUUGGGAAUCACAAUCUUUCUCAUCGCUCUCCUGGUAUACAUGUAGUCCGCAGGCAUCUUGGUAUAACCGGGCAGGUACAUUUGUUCUAGCCUAGACCCAUAUGUUGGUACUUCCAUACAUUGACACAUUCCUUUGUUGAUCAAAAAGACUAAACGAGUAUUAUUACAUGCUUCAUUUUAAGUGACAUAUUGUAUCUGCCAAGGCGGCCAAAACAGGUACCUGUGUAUCUCGCAUCCAAGUUCGUGUGCAGGGCCGGCGCACACUUCUUGCAUGAUAUACACGUGGACGUUGUGGCGUAGUCUGUGACUAAG
This is a messenger RNA of Pseudovirgaria hyperparasitica, 2628 nucleotides long. RefSeq lists its product as uncharacterized. Lineage: Eukaryota; Fungi; Ascomycota; Dothideomycetes; Acrospermales; Acrospermaceae. The coding region runs from base 197 to 2317 and encodes 706 amino acids. The transcript has 5 exons. The record is from RefSeq and is a predicted model, not a curated record.